CGUAGCUCAGCGCGUGGUCGAGAAGUCCGGAAGGGGGUUGGGCGCGAUUUCCGGGGAGCCGGCAAAACUGUGCGCUGCCCUGGAGGACUGAGAUUCGCGGCCUGUAACCGACAGAUCUAAUUCGGCAUGUUUCGGAUCGAGAACCUGGGGCCGAAGCUAGACCCGGAGGAACUGAAGCGCAAGAUGCGCGAGGACGUGGUCUCCUCGGUCCGCAACUUUCUCCUCUACGUGGCCCUGCUGCGCGUCACACCCUAUAUUUUAAAGAAUGUUGGACAGCAUAUGAAGAUCAUGGUAGAAGAGAGACAAUGGCAUGUGAGAGCAUGAACUUCAGAAUAUGGUUUCAAUUUCUCUUCCAUUUGCUAAUCAACAGGCACAAAAAGACAUCAGAGACUUCUGGUACUGAAUAGAUAUGAAAACUCCACUUACUAAGAAUGAGUUUGAACCUCGGUGAAAAAUGCCAACAACUGAAAGAAGCAUGAUAG
Dromiciops gliroides (monito del monte) is the source of this 482-nucleotide messenger RNA. It is a transcript of the gene TOMM5, whose product is annotated as translocase of outer mitochondrial membrane 5. Lineage: Eukaryota; Metazoa; Chordata; Mammalia; Microbiotheria; Microbiotheriidae. The coding region runs from base 127 to 324 and encodes 65 amino acids. The record is from RefSeq and is a predicted model, not a curated record. The transcript is spliced from 2 exons. Gene Ontology annotation, cellular component: mitochondrial outer membrane translocase complex.